Molecule: messenger RNA, 4370 nt
Organism: Leucoraja erinaceus (little skate)
Lineage: Eukaryota; Metazoa; Chordata; Chondrichthyes; Rajiformes; Rajidae
Product: sorbitol dehydrogenase-like
Exons: 10
Coding region: 164-1234 (356 amino acids)
Biological process (GO): D-sorbitol catabolic process
Molecular function (GO): L-iditol 2-dehydrogenase (NAD+) activity; zinc ion binding
Source: RefSeq, a predicted model, not a curated record
GGCAGUAAAAUGGCGGCGACAAUCACACUCGUCACACGACGCGUUGUUCGAGGAGUGGUCUAUCUUGUUCCGCUGUAGGAUCUUUGGUCAAACUUGUUCCUCUCGGACGAGAAGACGGGCGGUGUGUGGCGGGCAGGGUAGAGCAGGCAGAGACGGAUUGAAGAUGGCGCAGCAUGAAAACCUGUCUGUGGUGCUCUAUGAAAAGAAUGAUCUGAGACUGGAAAAUCGACCAAUUCUAGAACCAGGUCCUAACGACGUCUUGCUGAAAAUGCAUUCAGUCGGGAUCUGUGGCUCUGAUGUCCAUUUUUGGCAAAAUGGAGGAAUUGGAGAUUUUAUUCUGAGAAAACCAAUGGUCCUGGGACAUGAAGCCUCAGGAACUGUGUUUAAAGUGGGAUCUGGAGUCCAACAUCUUAAACCAGGUGACAGAGUUGCAAUUGAACCGGGGGUCCCAAGGGAAAAUGAUGAGUAUUGCAGAAUUGGACGGUACAACCUCUCCCCGUCAGUUUUUUUCUCUGCAACUCCUCCUGAUGAUGGGCAACUUUGCCGAUACAACUUGCACAAUGCCAACUAUUGCUACAAGCUCCCUGAAUCUGUGAGCUUUGAAGAAGGUGCCUUAGUUGAACCUCUUUCCGUUGCUAUUCAUACCUGCCGCAGAGGAGGAGUAACAAUUGGCAGCAAAGUUUUUAUAUUAGGAGCAGGAACAAUUGGACUUGUGAAUCUCCUUGUUUGCAAGGCCAUGGGAGCAUCUCAGAUUUUGAUCUGUGAUCUGUCACCAAACCGACUGAAAAAGGCAAAGCAGAUGGGAGCUAAUUUCACCAUUGCCGUAGAGAAAAACACAAGUGCCAAGGAUCUGAGCCAAAAAGUGAAGGAAGCCCUUGGUGGAGCAAUGCCUGAUAUAUCUAUUGAGUGCACUGGGGCGGAAAUAUGUAUGCAAGCGGGUAUUCAUGCAACAAAGUCUGGCGGCGUUUUGGUUCUGGUUGGUUUGGGCAAACCUUUUGCAAAUAUUCCAAUAUUAGAAGUGGGAAUUCGUGAGAUAGAUAUCCGUGGGGUAUUCAGAUAUUGCAACACGUGGCCUGUGGCAAUUGAUAUGUUGGCUUCAAAGAAAAUUGAUGUGAAGUCUCUGGUCACACAUCGCUUUCCCUUGGAAGAAGCUAUCAAAGCUUUUGAAACCACAAAGGAAGGUGUGGGGAUCAAGAUUAUGCUGAAAUGCGAUUCCAGCGACCAGAAUCCCUGAAAACCUUUUUGUGUAUUUGCUUACAGUUAUCACUACUUGGCAGUCAAUGACCGAUUUGAGAUUGGGAGAGGUAUUUACAAAGGUGAUUUCGCAGAUAAUUGGGCACGUAAUGUACAAAAAUGACCCUAUUAGUUAUACAUUAAUGGCUACUUUUAUUUUAAAUCGCAUCAAUUACAUGCAAAGGAAAAUCAGGGAUUAGUUUAGAUGCCAUAGCACCCAUUAAAUAAUGUUCUAAACUCCUCUUCCCGAAGUCAAGAAUGAUCUCAUUGCUUGACGUUUCUGGCUAAUAUCUUUGCAGGAAAUCUAUAGCUGGGGCAGAUAUCGAUAGAUUGGGAGAAUGGAUUGAUUGGAUUCCCGUGUCCUUCUGUGUUGGCACUUUGCCUCCGCCUGGUUCCAUUGAAGAGAUAUAAAGUGCUUGGUGUCUUCCUGUAUGACUCUCCAUCAUUUUGGGAGGCCUCUGGCCAAAGAUUCCCAUGAAUGUGUGAGGCUGUUUAAAUUUUUUUCCAGCAAGCACUGACAACAUCCUUGAAACAUUUUCUCAGUUGUGAUGGAGAAGGGGGUAGAGUGCUUGUUUUGGGUAUCUGGUGUUGGGCAUUACUUUUGAUGUGUCCCUCUCACUGGAGCUGGUUGAACAUGAUCGGAAACGUAAUGCUGGAGAUGUUGGCUUGACGGAAUCCAUUGAUAAUGGAUUUAAAGAUUUGUGGAGGCAGCAUUGUGUGGUACUUUGAAUUGCUUGCUGCAGUUUGUCUAUGUCUCCAAACUAAAUAGGAGUGUAGGGAGGAGCAAUGUUUUCAGUAGACCGUAACAUUGAGACCAAGUCAAGUUAAGUCAAGUUUAUUUGUCACAUACACAUACGAGAUGUGCAGUGAAAUGAAAGUGGCAAUGCUCGCGGAACAACAAAACAACCAAACAAAUUAUAAACACAACCAUAACACACAUAUUAUUUUACAUAAUAAAUAAUAGAAGGAAAAACGUUCUGUAGAGUUAGUCCCUGGUGAGAAAGGCGUUUACAGUCCGAAUUGCCUCUGGGAAGAAACUCCUUCUCAACCUCUCCGUUCUCACUGCAUGGCAACGGAGGCGUUUGCCUGACCGUAGCGGCUGGAACAGUCCGUUGCAGGGGUGGAAGAGGUCUCUCAUGAUUUUGUUUGCUCUGGAGUUGCACCUCCUGUUGUAUAGUUCCUGCAGGGGGGUGAGUGAAGUUCCCAUAGUGCGUUCGGGCGAACGCACUACUCUCUGCAGAGCCUUCUUGUCCUUGGCAGAGCAAUUCCCGACCAGGUUCAAUGUCUUGAUUGUCAAACACCCUGCACUGAAUAGCAACCAAAUGCACCCAUUCUAUAACGAAUGACAGUUUAGAUCAGCGGUUCCCAACCUUUUUUUGGCCAUGCCCCACCUAAUCACCUCUAAAAUCCUGAUGCCCCCCCCCCAUGUGGUGAUAUAUAAUUCUUAUCAUUUAAAAAGUGAACUCCGUUUCAGCUGAAGAAGCUUAAAACGCCAAUACCUUGGUUUAAACAAGCUUCAAAAGAACAUGGCAUCCAUGAAAAAGAAAAAUGAAAUCAACAAAAGACAGUUAAAGUUCUGAGCAAGAAAUUACUAAAAAAUUGUUUUAAAAAAUCAAACAAAAAUUUGGACCCAGACCUCCUCAGUCGCGCUCAAUUGCCCCCCUUAAAAAUCAAAUUGCCCCCCUGUGGGGCGUACGCCCCACGUUGGGAACCACUGGUUUAGAUUGAGAUAAAGGGUAGCUACUUAUAGUGGGGUCCAGGUGUCACUGCAAAUUAUGUCAAUGGAGUUAAUUGCUUAUAUAGACCAAGUAACCAACUGCACAACUUGAACUUUGCUUUUAGCUUUUUUCUAGAUCAUGUACUAUUCAGGCUCCUGAGUGCAAAUUUUAAUAAUUUUAAUGUAGCAUGAUGUGGGAAUUCUUACUGUCCAUAAUAACCCUCGUUAUUAUGGACCUCGUUAUAACCAAUAUUGGUUAUAGCACAUGGAGUGUCCCCACAGCAAUCAAACACCACUGUCUCCUGAAGAACACAAGCUGCUGUGGAAGAUCAUGGAAAUUGACAAGCAAUCGAUCUUCGAUCAAUUCUUGUGCAGUGAUACUCUAUUGAACAACGUAACUAACAGCUUUUUGGCACACAAAAAAGCUGGAGAAACUCAGCGGGUGCAGCAGCAUCUAUGGAGCGAAGGAAAUGGGCACAGUUUCGGGCCGAAACCCUUCCUCAGCAUCUGCAGUUCCUUCUUGAACAGCUUUUUUGGCACUUUAGCUUUCAGCAACCAAAAUACGUUUUUUGCUGGUCAAAAGAACUUUUGUUUUUGAAAACAACUUGUUGUUUCAUGGAGUGAACUGUAGCUGGUUGGAGUGAAUUCCUUACUCGAUUAUAGUGGGCAAUCUGCAAUAAGGGACACCAUGGUCUGUUAUAACGAGGGGUAUGUGUAUUGCAAUUAUGAUAUUAUGAGGGGAGAAUCAGUUUGGUCAAACAAUGGAAUUGAUGUUUCAGCUUCUAUGAUAUAAUAAUUGUAAAAUAUUGUCUCAUAAUUAAUUUGAAGAUAAAGUAAGGAAAUAAAGAUAGUUUGUAAAGAUAAAUAACCUGGACUUUUAUGUCAAUGCCUUUAGUUCUCAAUCACAACACAUCUCUUCUGUAUAUAAACUUUCAUAAACUAUAGCACACUCCUUCGUCUCCUGCAUAAAACUCCAUAAAUUUUGGAAAGAAAUCUUUGAAAUCUUGACAAAACUAUUUAAAAUUAAAUUGGACCCCAGCAUGGAAUUGAUUAUUUUCGGAACAACGGAAGCCUGCUCCGAGCUAACUUCGUUUCAAAGACGUUUCCUUAGCUAUGGCUUGAUCAUGGCAAAAAAAAUGUAUACUCAAAUUUUGGAAACAUGCACCCACCCCAAACGCUUAAAAUGUGGAUCACAAGCAUGUCUGAGAUGCUACAUCUUGAAGAUAUGAGAUUGGUCCUAGCAGGAAAAUCAGAGCAAUUCUUAAAGAUAUGGUCUCCUUUCAUCGAUUUAUUACAAGCAUAAUAUGGUGCACCACAACUCUAGAAGUUAACCGUUUCUGAACUGGGUGAGGGGUGUGGAAAGAUAUGAAGUAGGUAUAUCCCAUUUCUGUUUUUUCUUUUUUCCUUUUUUUUUGUUUUU